UCUUUCUCCUCCUCGACGGCGGCUCCGAGUCCGGCCCCUUCCUUCCCGCGCUCCUUCGCCCGACUCCCAACCCCCUCAUGAGGGUGUCCGGGUCGGGUCCCGCGGCCGGCCGCGAGCCCUCGACGCCCGGCGAAGGCGGUGGAGGCGGAGGCGCCGUCGCUGGCGCCGCGGUGCCCGGCUCCGUGCAGUUGGGGCUGAGCGUUCUGCACGCCCUGCUCUACGCCGUGCUCUUCGCCUUUGCCUACCUGCAGCUGUGGCGGCUUCUCCUGUACCGCGAGCGACGGCUGAGUUACCAGAGCCUCUGCCUCUUUCUCUGCCUCCUGUGGGCAGCACUCAGGACCACCCUCUUCUCCGCCGCCUUCUCGCUCAGCGGCUCCCUGCCCCUGCUCCGGCCGCCCGCUCACCUGCACUUCUUCCCCCACUGGCUACUCUACUGCUUCCCCUCCUGUCUCCAGUUCUCCACGCUCUGUCUCCUCAACCUCUACCUGGCGGAGGUUAUAUGUAAAGUCAGAUGUGCCAAUGAACUUGACAAACACAAAAUUCUACUGCAUUUAGGCUUUAUAUUGGCAAGCCUUCUCUUUUUAGUGGUGAACUUGACUUGUGCAGUGCUAGUCCAUGGAGAUGUCCCAGAAAAUCAGUUGAAAUGGACUGUGUUUGUUCGAGCACUAAUUAAUGAUAGCCUGUUUAUUCUUUGUGCCAUCUCUUUAGUUAGUUACAUAUGCAAAAUUACAAAAAUGUCAUCAGCAAAUGUCUACCUCGAAUCAAAGGGUAUGUCUCUAUGCCAGAUUGUCGUCGUAGGCUCUGUAGUCAUUCUUCUCUACUCUUCAAGAGCUUGUUAUAAUUUGGUGGUGAUCACCAUAUCUCAGGAUACCUUAGAAAGUCCAUUUAAUUAUGGCUGGGAUAAUCUUUCAAAUAAGGCUCAUAUAGAAGACAUAAGUGGAGAAGAUUAUAUAGUGUUUGGAAUGGUCCUCUUUCUCUGGGAACAUGUGCCAGCAUGGUCGGUGGUACUGUUUUUCCGGGCACAGAGAUUGAACCAGAAUUUGGCACCGGCUGGCAUGAUAAACAGUCACAGUUAUAGCUCCAGAGCAUACUUUUUUGACAAUCCAAGGCGGUACGAUAGUGAUGAUGACUUGCCAAGACUGGGAAGUUCAAGAGAAGGAAGUUUAUCAAAUUCGCAAGGUUUGGGGUGGUAUGGCACCAUGACUGGAUGUGGCAGCAAUGGUUAUACAGUCACUCGCCACCUGAAUGGACCUAUGACAGAUACUGCUCCUUUGCUCUUUACUUGUAGUAAUUUAGAUAUGCACAAUCACCAUAGCUUAUAUGCAACACCACAAAACUGACAGCAUUACCAAGUCAUGAUUCUUGAAUUUUUUUUCAUCAGUGUGUAUACUCAAUUUGUUUAAGUUCCAUCUACAUAAACAUUCCAUUAUCUGUUGCAACUGAAGACAAAUCCUGGAAAUGUGGCUAUGUUCAGGGAAUAACACAGUUACUUGAGACCUCUUUCUGGUAAAUUGAAGUAAGAUGGAAAAUUUCAAGUAGGAGAAAAGAGGAAUUAGAUGUUAAGGCACUUGAUGGCCUUCAAACACCCUGACUUUGGAACAUCAAAUGUAUGUUUGCAUAUUUGCACUUUUAUCUUUGUUCUGAAAGAGUAAACUGCAGUCCCCAAAGUCAAACUCCAGUGUUCAUGCUGGUGUAUUCUAUUGUACACCAUAAUGGGAGGCAAUAUUCCUUCAAAAAUCAAAGCCUGUAGUUUCAGUGGUGUACUCUGUGGAAUUCUUACCCAAUAAAAGUUUUACAGUGUGAAAGUGCACAGAAUUAAGGCAUUAAAAUGUAUCAUUCAUUUUAAAAAUCUACUAAAAGUAUUUAACCAUUGAUGAUAGUUAUUUUAAGCAUGACUUUAAAAUACCAACUGAAAUUAUUUAAAGUUAUUUUAAACAAAUGCUAGUAGUAAUUUUUUACGGUGAUGACCAGCAGUGUUUUUUGAAAAGCCAGUCAUUUCUUCAAAAGGAAAGCAUAUCAGUGAAAACUGUGUGGCUGCUUUGAAUAGAACUGGUCAAGUGAUUAUUCUGUAAGAUUAAGAUAUAUGUAGUAGUUUAAGCAUGAUUCUUCAAGAAAGCAAUAGUGAUUUUUGGAUAGGGAUAUUGUGGUAGAAAUUUCUUGGGACUAAACAAAUCUGCAGAAGCAUUUAAGAAUUAUUCAUAAAAUGUACAAUUCUAAGUUAAAACUUGGAUAUGUUCUCAAAAGCAUUCAAUUUAGCUGAAACAAGAAAUAGCUGAUUUUACCUUUUGAUUAGGUAGGCCUCAGGUAAAUUAAAUCAUGAUAAUAUUACUGCAGUGAAUGCAAGUGCAAUACUUAGGAAGACAUAAUUCCUCCCUUAGUUUUCACAUUUAUAUGUUGUCUAUUGGCAAACCCAAAUUCAAUUGAAUUCCAAUUAUUCAAGCACUGGACUAACUGAGCAAAUUUAUGUAGAUUAAAGGUACUAAUUAGGUAUGCAUAAAAAACAGUGGUAACAAUAUUGGAAUACUUUUAGAAUUAUGCCAAAACUGUCUUGAAUGUCCUGUCCCAAUCUAAAAAAGAUAAUAGGACACAGUAAUAAUUUUAAAAUGCACUUUCUACCAGUGUCUAUACAGAAAGAAGUAGAUGCUGAAUACCUCAAGAUGCCAAGGGAACAGGUAAUAUUGGGACGUUGUUAUUACAUGCUAAAAGAUGACAAACUAUACAAUUGUCUGCUGAUCUAUUUCUUCAGAACUGGAACUAAUACACAUGUCUUUUUCUGUCUUCUACUUUUAUUAGGAAGUUAUGUUUUAUUUCCACUCUUAAUUAAAAUACCUUUCUACUUUUUAAUAUCUGAUGCAGUAACUUCACAAAAAUCUAACAGUCGGUGAACACCUAAGAAAAAAUGAAAUUUUUAAUGCUUUCAAUCUUGUGAAAGGCUGGUAUACAGCCAAAGAAAUUUCUUCUUUUUAUGGUACGAAUAAUUGUGAAUUCAAUCAGAAGCAUAAACUUAUAGUUAUAUAUGUUGCUUUGGGUUUCUUUAUAACAAGUUCUUUCAUUUUAACCAAAUUAUUUAAAAGUCUAUAGUACAGAAGUUAACUUGUUAUUAACAUGACAUAUAAUGUGCAGUUAAUUAAGUAUAUUUUGAAUAUUACUUCACUUACUAGAUUUCUUUUCAGAAGGCCAACUAUUUAUUUUGCUCAUAAUGUUAGGUAUCUAAUUAUCUAGAGAUAUCCAAAAAUGUGUUGUCUUUGAUAAUCCUUUGUGGUUCAAGGUGAUAAAAUUUGUUCUCAUAAGGCUUCUCUAGAUAAUGGUCUUAUUUGAUCAGAAAAACAAAAGUUACUUAAAAGAAAAUUCAAAUAAAACAACUUGGUUCUUUUAGCUACAUUGACUCUUCCAAAUUUGAGAUUUGUAAGUUUCUUAUCAAUGACUAGGGCACCUAAAUUCUUGAAUUUGUCUCCUUAAACACAUCUCCCACAAUACAUCACCAAAGACAAAGAAAAAUAAGCUUCUGGUCCAAUUUUUGCUUAAAAAUUCCAAAGCACUAGGAGCACUUUAGUUUGGUCUCCAAGGAAGGAGUUGUUUAUAAAAUCAAAGGGCUACCGAUUCCCUGUUCAUCCUGCACUGAAGCACAUGAUAACAAUUUCAAACCUUCUUUUUUGGUUAAUUAAUUUAGAAAAGUAAAUUUCAUUGCUUAAGUAUAUAAUUCUACAGUGAUUAGUAGUAUUUGUCUUAUCAUUUCAUUUGGGUGGCCAUUAAUUUUGAAACUUUACUACUCAUUGUAGUUGGUUGUAGUUUUAUGGAAGAUGUAAUUUAUAGCUAAAGUGGCUUUUUUAUGCAUAGCUGCCUUUUUAUUGUUUAACAGUGUUUCUCAGCUAUAUAAUCAGUUUCGAACUGGUUGUAAAACUAUAGCUGUGGCCAAUGAAUGUAUUUGUUGUUUCACUAAAUUGUAACCAGACACUACAGUUAAAAAUAAAAGUGUUUGUGCUUUUAUUUGGAAGUCUCGUUUUCUUAAUCUCUCUUAAUGGACUACACCAACUGAUUGUGUCAUAUAAGGAUAAGAACGCUAGUGUUACUAUAGAAAAGAGAAAAAUGUCAGAAGUUAUAAAUGAUAGUUUACUUUUGUUUAUCUCAUAAUUACUUAUAUCUGGACAUUAUGCCAUUUAGUAUUUUACAACAAUUUCAUAUGAAGUGCUAUAUACUUUACUUUAA
Messenger RNA from Choloepus didactylus (southern two-toed sloth), 4206 nucleotides. RefSeq names its product G protein-coupled receptor 137C (gene GPR137C). The record is from RefSeq and is a predicted model, not a curated record. The coding region runs from base 78 to 1340 and encodes 420 amino acids. Lineage: Eukaryota; Metazoa; Chordata; Mammalia; Pilosa; Megalonychidae. The transcript is spliced from 7 exons. Gene Ontology annotation, biological process: positive regulation of TORC1 signaling. Gene Ontology annotation, cellular component: lysosomal membrane.